CAUAAGGAAAGACACACACACACACACUCUACCAGACAGUUGGUUGGUCCUCUUUCAUGUCAUCACUGCGUUCUCUACCAGACAGUUGGUUGGCCCUCUUGGAUGUCAUCACUGCGUUCUCUACCAGACAGUUGGUUGGCCCUCUUUGAUGUCAUCACUGCGUUCUCUACCAGACAGUUGGUUGGCCCUCUUGGAUGUCAUCACUGGGUUCUCUAUCAGACAGUUGGUUGGCCCUCUUGGAUGUCAUCACUGCGUUCUCUACCAGACAGUUGGUUGGCCCUCUUGGAUGUCAUCACUGGGUUCUCUAUCAGACAGUUGGUUGGCCCUCUUGGAUGUCAUCACUGCGUUCUCUAUCAGACAGUUGGUUGGCCCUCUUGGAUGUCACGAGGAUCAGAGAGUGACAGGGGUUUCAGCAGGAUCAGGCAGCCAGGGAAGACCAGUCUGUGACAGAGGUAGUGUCUGAGGGUGGAUGAGGUGGCAGCAGAACACAGGGUGAUGGUGUAGCACUGGGUGACGGGCUGCCAGGGUGAGGAGGACAGGUGCGGUGCUAGCUGAGUGGAGUGGAGGGGCGUGGUGUGGGAUGUGGCGCUGGACGACCCACCUGGACGGAGGGCCGCGGAGGGUGAACCAUGCUGCCGUCUCCAUGGGACACAAGGUGUACUCCUUCGGAGGGUACUGCUCUGGAGACGACUAUGAGACGCUGAGACAGAUAGAUGUACAUGUCUUCAACACAGUUUCUCUGCGGUGGAUGAAGUUGCCUCCAGUGAGAACAGGUGGUAGGGAACAUGCCAGGGAUGUCCCCUACAUGCGUUACGGUCACACAGCCGUGCUGCUGGACGAUACCAUCUACAUCUGGGGGGGUCGUAACGACACGGAGGGGGCCUGCAACGUCCUCUAUGCCUUCCACGUCAACAACCACCGGUGGUUCACCCCUAAGAUAUCUGGGACGGUUCCGGGAGCGAGAGACGGCCAUUCAGCCUGCAUCCUGGGGAAGGCCAUGUACAUCUUUGGAGGGUAUGAGCAGCUGGCUGACUGCUUCUCUAAUGACAUUCACAAGCUGGACACUACCACCAUGGCCUGGUCACUAGUCAACGCAAGGGGUACUCCAGCUCGUUGGAGGGACUUCCACUCUGCCACCAUAAUUGGCACUAAGAUGUUUGUGUUUGGAGGCAGAGCAGAUCGCUUCGGUCCGUUCCACUCUAGUAAUGAGAUCUACUGCAACAAGAUAAAGGUGUUUGAUACAGAGACCAACAGCUGGCUGAACACUGCUACUGCUCAGCUCCCACCAGAGGGACGACGUAGCCACUCAGCCUUUUCCUACAACGGGGAGCUGUAUAUAUUUGGGGGCUAUAACGCUCGCCUGGACCGACACUUCAAUGACCUCUGGAAGUUCAACCCAGAGGCGUUCUCAUGGAAGAAGGUGGAGCCUCAGGGUAAAGGUCCGUGUCCCAGGAGGAGACAGUGCUGCUGCUUGGUGGGAGAUCGUAUCAUCCUGUUUGGAGGAACCAGCCCAUGUCCAGAGCAGGGGAUGGGAGAUGAGUUUAACCUCAUGGAUCAUUCAGACAUCUACAUACUAGACUUCAGUCCUAAUCUGAAGACGUUAUGCAAGCUAGCUGUUAUUAACUACAGUCUGGACCAGCAGGGACUACCACACGACAUCAGGUGGGAGCUGAACGCCAUGACGACCAACAGUAACAUCAGUAGACCCAUCUUCUCCUCUCACGGCUAAUCUGGACUGGUACCCUCCCCAGUACCAGAACACCAGGGCUGAACUGACCCAGAGCUACCACAGUACCAGAACACCAGGGCUGAACUGACCCAGAGAUACCACAGUAUCUGAACACCAGGGCUGAACUGACCCAGAGAUACCACAGUACCAGAACACCAGGGCUGAACUGACCCAGAGAUACCACAGUAUCUGAACACCAGGGCUGAACUGACCCAGAGAUACCACAGUACCAGAACACCAGGGCUGAACUGACCCAGAGAUACCACCGUAUCUGAACUCUACUGUCUGGACUGACUCCACCAGAACUCUACUGUCUGGACUGAUUCCACCAGAACCCUACUGUCUGGACUGAUUCAACCAGAACCCUACUGUCUGGACUGAUUCCACCAGAACCCUACUGUCUUGGCUGAUUCCACCAGAACCCUACUGUCUGGACUGAUUCCACCAGAACCCUACUGUCUGGACUGACUCCACCAGAACCCUACUGUCUGGACUGAUUCCACCAGAACCCUACUGUCUGGACUGAUUCUACCAGAACCAUACUGUCUGGACUGAUUCCACCAGAACCAUACUGUCUGGACUGAUUCCACCAAAACCCUACUGUCUCUUGAUCUCCCAGUUCACCAGAUCUUCUCUAUUUUAGCCCCUGGACACUGACAGGAGGGGUUCUAUUGGUGCUGAAUGCUGUUUUAGUAUCUGGGUUUGUGUUGCUCUAAUACUCAAUGAGAAUCACUUUGAUUGUUAACUAGUGUUACAAUGAGUAGAACAUAUUCUCCCUGAUUGUUUUACCAGUAUUAUAAUGAGCAGAACAUAUUCUCCCUGAUUGUUUUACCAGUAUUAUAAUGAGCAGAACAUAUUCUCCCUGAUUGUUUUACCAGUAUUAUAAUGAGCAGAACAUAUUCUCCCUGAUUGUUUUACCAGUAUUAUAAUGAGCAGAACAUAUUCUCCCUGAUUGUUUUACCAGUAUUAUAAUGAGCAGAACAUAUUCUCCCUGAUUGUUUUACCAGUAUUAUAAUGAGCAGAGCAUAUUCUUCACUCAACACUGAUAUUUUUUUAAAUUGCAAUGAUAAUGCUGACAUGU
Messenger RNA from Oncorhynchus kisutch (coho salmon), 2810 nucleotides. It is a transcript of the gene klhdc3, whose product is annotated as kelch domain containing 3. The transcript has 12 exons. Gene Ontology annotation, cellular component: cytoplasm. Gene Ontology annotation, molecular function: chromatin binding; protein binding. The record is from RefSeq and is a predicted model, not a curated record. NCBI's taxonomy places the organism in Eukaryota, Metazoa, Chordata, Actinopteri, Salmoniformes, Salmonidae. Bases 581 to 1729 code for a protein of 382 amino acids.